Molecule: messenger RNA, 904 nt
Organism: Rubroshorea leprosula
Lineage: Eukaryota; Viridiplantae; Streptophyta; Magnoliopsida; Malvales; Dipterocarpaceae
Source: the annotation of a GenBank genome assembly
AAGGUCUCCACUUUCGUUGGCAACGACGAUGCCGUCUCCAAGUCCAUAUCUAGAGAUGGCAACAUGUCCAAUCUCAUCUUAUCGUGUCCUCUGGAACUGGUAAAACUACUAACUAUUGGCACUUGUUUUGGAGCUUAAUGCAUCAGUCUAAGGCAUUUUAGUUUUUCAAAGCUUGAAUUUCUUGCUGACAUGAUUCAUUAUCAUUUUCCUUGGCUAGAGGUAAAGAUGUUAUUAGGAACAAAAUUAAAAUGUCAUUUUCCUUAUUAAUAAAGUUUCCUUAUGUUGCAGAUGACCUUAUCGUUUUUGCAGAUGGAAAGGCAUCCUCUUUAGCUGCAAUUGAUGAUAUUUUGAAGAGCUUCUAUUCUGUUUCUGGGUUGAAGGUAAAUUAUGCCAAGUCAGAACAUUUUUGUUGUGGGAUUCCUGCUAGUGAAAGUACAGCACUUUACCUCAGUUUAUGGAUCAAGAUUGGCACACUCCCUGUCAGGUACCUAGGAGUACCCUUAAUCGCAGGAAGGCUAACAGGAAAAGUCCUAAAAUCAUUGGUAUCUAAGAUUUCAGACAGAAUGAAUUCUUGGACAUCGAAACACCUCUCUUUCACUGGGCAACUGCAAUUAAUUUUCUCUGUUAUUCAGGGAGUCACAACCUUUUGGUGCUUAACUUUUAUUCUGCCUAAAAAAGUGAUCAAGGAAAUUGAAAGACUUUGCAGUGCUUUCCUAAGGAAUAAUUCUACUGAUAGUGCAAAGGGAGCUAAUAUGUGUUGGCAAUCUGUUUGUUCCCCUAAAUAGGAGGGAAGCUUAGGCCUUAAAAGCCUUAGUCACUAGAACAUGGCAUGCAUAUUAAGAUUCAUUUGAAUGAUCUUUGCUAAGGUGGGCUCUAUAUGGGUUGCUUGGGUUAAGGAGUACCU